ACCUAAAAUUUAGGAGCCUUGUCCCAUCGAGCCGCCGCCAGCCAGUUCCCCUCGGGAUCCAUUCCCCACCUACCAACAGCCAGAUGCCCGAUCCAAAAUCCAUCGACCGAUCCCCACAAACCCCCGCUCCUCCUCAGUUUCCAUGCCCGACCAAUCAGCCUCUUUCUGCCCGACUCCCAUACCGAGCUCGGCUCGAUCCUGAGCUCCUCAACGUCGCCGUCCGGCGAGUCACCAGGAGAAGCCCCGUCCCCGCCAUGGAUUUGACCACCGCCGCCGGAGCGCAACUCCAUGGCCUUCCUCGUCACGUCCGCUGCCUGCAGCUGCUGAAUCCGGUCCGUCCCCAGCAGAUCCACCUCAAGUUCGCCGCAGCUCCUCCCCAUCGUCCUUGCGCUGUCUCUAGGACCAACCGGAGCCCCGCCGUCUUCGACCCGAGGCCUCCUGCCUCCCUGAUGCGCGUCGCCUCGAGCCCCAGUGCUCCAAGGCCGCUUUUUCUCGUCAGCCAUGGGCGCCAUGUUCGCAAGCAGCAGUCGCCGCCGUCUUCCCCUGCCUCGCCUCGGAUCCUACCUGGGACGCCGUCUAGCGCCCGGAUCCGCGCCGCUCCACGGCCCCGUCUCCGGCCCUGCUCGCCGGAGCCGCACCUCCCUGUGCCCACAUCCGCCGCCGGCGCUCCUUGCUGCCUCGUUUUGUCAGGGAGACGAUGAGCACAUGGCUCGUCAACACACCACCCGUUGACCCCGCGCCAGAAACGACUCCCCUCGCCUCUGCCUUUGGGCAUGGCCCAUCAUCGCCUUUGUCGGCCACUUCCUCUGCACCAGCGGGCCAUGGCCCAAGUGAGCAGAGCCCUUUGUUUUUUUCCCUCCUGUUGGGUCCAGCCAGUUUCGGCCCAUGCUGUAUUUUUUUUCCCUGAACGAUUUUCCUUUUUUCCAGAGAACCCAGUUUUACAGGAAAUCCCCUAAACUUCAUGCA
Triticum urartu is the source of this 966-nucleotide messenger RNA. Lineage: Eukaryota; Viridiplantae; Streptophyta; Magnoliopsida; Poales; Poaceae. The record is from RefSeq and is a predicted model, not a curated record.